AUGGCAAAAGAACGAAACUACAACCCAGUUCAAGCUCAGCGCAAAGCUGAUAAGGUCAAGGCUAUCAAAAAAGGCAAGGCCGAACAGCAAGGACGACGCAACGAAAAGCUCGCGCGAAAGAACCCCGACCGCAUCCAGAAACAGAUUGACGACCUAAAAAAGAUUACAUCGAGUGGCGGCAAGCUUACACGUCAUGAGGAGCAGGUGCUGGAAGGGCUCGAGAAGGAGAUUCGAGCUGUGAGGAAGGCAAGAGACACAUUGGGCGACAAUGCGCCUACGUUUGGACGAGGAUUCAACAGAGAUCGUGACUCGGGAGCUGGAGUACUUGGAAAGAGGCGGAGAGGGUCCAACGAUGCUACUACCAGCGACGAAGAGGUUCCCGACGACAUAAAGAGUAUUCCCAUGCCUCGAGAUACACCGCCCCCUAUCCCCAAGGAUGUCAUGGAUAAAUGGUGGGCGGAGCGACGCGCACGAAGAGCUGCAGAGAACCCAAGACAAGACGAAGGAGACAGACCGCCGAAGAAGGAGGCGCCUCCUGUCGAGGCCAAGACGGUAUACGAGGCAAAGCCAAUUGUGCGCGAUCUCAGGAAAGAAGCAGUUUCGGCAUUCGUGCCUACAGCAGUCAAGUUGAAGAUGAGCAAGGGACAAGGUCAAGGCGGUUUGAUGGAGCCGGAAGAGGCAGACCGGCUGGAGAAGGAAGGUUACCUCAAAACGGGCGACAACGAUGCAUCUCGGCAAGCAGAACGAGGCCCGCCAUCAAGGCAUGUGACCAUGGAGGAGGUGGAGGAUGAGGAGGCUUGA
Molecule: messenger RNA, 801 nt
Organism: Fusarium vanettenii 77-13-4
Lineage: Eukaryota; Fungi; Ascomycota; Sordariomycetes; Hypocreales; Nectriaceae
Exons: 2
Coding region: 1-801 (266 amino acids)
Biological process (GO): RNA processing
Source: RefSeq, a predicted model, not a curated record